AUGCACGUCGAGCAAUUACGCUCGAAGAAGUUGGAAGCACAAAGUCGUUUGCUGUCGAGAAAGCGCAAGUUAUCUGAACUCUUCUCCAUAACCGCGUAUCCUCUUACUGCCGACGACCCAACCUACAAACAAAAGCUCCAAGCUUUCCAAGAUGCAAACAACCUCGAAAGUGGCCGUCUGUUCGACGAAUCUACCCUGCCAGCUCGACCGCAUAUAACCCUCCAACACCGCAAAACCCAGCAACCUCAACCAUCUAACACGCCUGUACAGAAUUCCGAGACCCAACAACGCGUACAAGCUCCUGCGAAAGCUGAGGCACCCUCGCCUGAACCAACAACCCACGCGACCAGCCCUGCCCUCCAGACAGCACCUUCAGAGGUUCAAGAACGUGUCGAAACAGAAAAACAGCCCAAUGGCCACCCGCCAGAAGCAAUUCAGAAGGAGGAAUUGGGCGUGAAACAGGUCUCUCCGGUGGAUUCAGAAGCAUUUGCGGCCGAAUCGACAGACAUCACGAAAUCUCCGAAUGCUGAACGUCGCUCUAAAUCACCAGAAGGUCAAGGGUCGUCUGCGGGACAAGGAGUUGCGACACUGGCUGGGUUAUCUGCGGACAAACCAGGUUUGACAGCAACAGCGAAGGAGUCCGGACCGCAACUCAGUGCUGAAGGCGGAGAUGAGCCCAAACGACUCACGCCUUCUCUCCCGCCAGUCUCUAUACCGGCUGAACCUCAGUCUUCCCCAUCGUCUACAAAUGGACGAGAUUCGGCAAAUACUCCCCUACCAAUGGCCGCCUCUCCAGCAACCAGUCCUGGGGUUAAUGUGUCUCCUGACAUAUCUCAACCCACCCAGGUGAAUAAGACGGUUGAUCGCACUAUUAGCAGCUCAGAACCGUCAAAGGAUUUGACGAACGGAGUCGUCCAGGACAGCGAAUCUGGAAUGCAGCCUUUGAAUGAUGUCGAAAUGACGGAGACGGCCGCCAUGGACGUUAAAGCUGAUGCUUCCAGACAGUCGGAGCAGUCAGCGGAAGCUUCCAAGACAGCCAUCUCCCAAAAGCCUAACAUCAGCGUUGAGAUCCAGACCGAGAAGGAAACGUCCAUCAAGGUACCCCCCAGCGGACAUUUGGUGGAGAGUCCGGCGCCUAUGACAGCUAAUGUUAGGCACAAGCAUCUCCCUGCAACAUCUCCUUCUGUACAGGAGCCUCCAAAACGUGCGACUAGAAUAUCCUCCGGUGUCUUGCAAAAGAAGUCGGUUUCAGAGAUCCUCGGUGAGACGCCCAAGGCGAUCAACACGCAUGUUGGAUCUCCGUCCUUGACGCCGAAUCAUGAAUCACCUGGCUCUACAACUCCCCAAGGACGUACGGGUGACCGAGAUCGUGAUCGGCGUGACAGAGAACGGAGCAGAUUGUCAACCGUUGUCUUUGCCAAACCUCCGAAACCCGCUGCUGAUGAAGAGACCGUGGAAGUGGCCCGAACCGAGGAUCGUGACUUGCAGCGAACGAGCCCUGGACAGAAAGACUACUUGUACACUCUGUUCGAGAACAAGGCGCAUUCUAUGUCGCGACAGACUUCCAUGUCUUACCUUAUUCAAAAUGCCCACAAAACACUCUCAACCUCGGAUCACCUUAUCGAAUACGAACUGUCAGCCCAAUGCCGGAUACUAAAGCGUCUCUAUCAGCUACAGGAGAAGGGACGCUGGCCACUUCGACAGUAUAAGCGUGCUGAUGAGGCUCCCAGGCCGACCUCUCACUGGGAUUUUUUGCUCGACCAUAUGAAGUGGAUGCGCACUGAUUUUAGAGAGGAGCGUAAGUGGAAGCUUGCUGCCGCCAGCAGCAUGGCAGAAUGGUGUGCAGAAUGGGUUGCCAGCUCUGCUGAAGAUCGCAAACGUCUUCAAGUAAGGGUUAGACCAACAAAACUUCUCCCCAAGCCCGACACAUAUCAGGAUGUGGAAAUGGAGGAUGGACCGGGUCCAAGUCUCUCCUCACAGCCAACGCCAGAGUUGAUGCCUUCCAACGAGGAUGACUCGAUGAGCGAUGAUAUUGCAGACCCUAGAGAUGUACAGAUCUCAAGUGCUCCGGCUGCGAUAUUCUCACUCGGGCCGUCAGACAUCAAUUUUGCUGUCGACAAAACCCCCGCGCUCGAUAAGCUUCUGAACGAAUUACCCCUCUACGAGCCCGCUGCAAUUGUGCCUGAUCUUUCCAAGUCAAACCUGGCGGAACGACUAGAUGCGAAAUGGAAAACUGAUAUUGUCCCUGUCUCGAGAUGGGCCACCGAGAAGUUGCCGGUGAAGGACUACAAGCCUCCUCGCAAACGCAGUAGGUACGAGUAUGAGUUUGAACCUGCCUCCGAGCCGAAAUCCGCACCGCUACCUCCUGAAGAAACAAAUGUGGCUCUGUUUAUGCCUGAGAACAAGCACAUUCGUGACAGGAUACAUCCGGGCCACUCCUUCCGUCCGCCAUCAGAGCAUCCGAUGCCGACGCAGGCUUUCUUUGAAACCAGACAGUCGUCUCAAUGGACGCCUGCCGAAGACGAUGAGCUCAGGAAGCUGGUUAAGGAUUACUCCUAUAACUGGUCCUUGAUCUCCAGCUGUCUCACUCCCCGAAGUUCGUACACAUCGGGAGCUGACCGGAGGACGCCAUGGGAGUGUUUCGAGAGAUGGAUCGGCCUGGAGGGCCUGCCUGCCGACAUGUCUAAGACUGCGUAUUUCAAGACGUACUCGGGCAGAAUCGAAGCUGCUGGCAGACAUGUCGCUGCUCAAAUCGAAGAAGCCCAACGAAGGGCCGGGAACAAUGUGCAAAUCUCGGCGCGUAAGAGAACCACUCAACCAGUCCGAGUCGAGCGAAAGAGGACGCAACGGCAUCUCGCCAUGCUUGAUGCGAUGCGGAAGUUGGCCAAAAAGCGAGAGACGGCUCUUCAGAAACAACAACAUCAAGCCGAUCUUGCUGCAAUGCGCAAGGUCAACGAUGCAAAUGUUCCGAAGCCAGCAUACAAAACCCCCGCGGAGUUUUCCCAGCUCAAACAAGAACGCGAGCAGAAACUGGCCGAACGGCAGGAGAUCUACAGGCAGCAGCUCAUUGCCCACCAGCGUGCUACUGCGCAACAGCAGCGUGGACAGAAUGCCCAACCGUUGCCAAAUGGAAUGCCGCCCGGUGCACCUGCAAUGCGUGGUCCUCCGUCGGCUGGGGGAAUGCCGGGUGUUCCCAACGGAAACCUCCAGCUUCCCAACGGCCAUCCUCGUCAUCCUGGUAUGAUGGCUAUGCAAGGCAACAUGCAAUUACCGCCGGGGAUGGUCCCGCCCAAAGGCCUCACUCCUCAAAUGCAGGCGCAGAUGCAAGCACAACUAGCGGCCCGAGGCGCUGCGACUUCUCCGCAGCAAAUACGCAUGUUGCAAGAGGCAAGCCGAGUUCAACAGGAGCAGCUGAUGCGACAAGCCCAGCAGGCUCAGAAUGGUGCUCAUUCAUCCCCCAACAAUCCUCAUGCUGCCCUCGCAGUUGGUAAAGGCAUGAACAAUGCCGCUUACCUUUCUGCUAUGGCCAAUGCUAACGGCAUCGGGUCACCCUCAGCGCCGGUCCAUGGAAACUCAGCGUCGCCCCGUCCCGCCACCGCGAAUCCCGGUCAAGCCUUAUCAAGUGGACACAUCCCUGUAUUGACUCAAAUAGCCAACAAGAUUCGAGAGCAUCAUCCUAAACUCUCAGAGGAAGAUAUACAACGUCUAGCUUCCCAGCAGAUCACAUCUUACCAACUGCAAGCGACUGCUGCGGCUGCAGGACAGGCUCCGAAACGGCCGCAGCCUCAUAAUCAAGCCGCGCUGAACGCUGCCAUUGGGGCUGUCAAUGCUGGCAAUCAUGCUUCGAAUGCCGCUGCGGCCGCUGCUGCGGCCGCUCAGUUUGGUGGCCAUCCCGGGAUGAUGACAAACGAACAAGUACAACAAUAUAACCAGCGUAUGAGAAUGCAGCAAGCCCAGCAGCAUGCUGUGCGCGGCAUGCCGGGCCAAAUGCAGGCAGGCGUCAUGGGAGUCAUGCCCAAUGGAAUGGCUAAUUCUCCUGUCAUGAACAUGGCCAGACCUGUGAGCCAGCACGCAAAUCAAGGGCAGUUGAGUCGCAGCGCCACACCGAGAGAGCAGAGAAGUGGCAGCCAAAGCCAACCCAACAUGAACGGCGCUGGAGCACCGGCGCAAGGCCAACAGAGCAGUCCUCGACCGGCGCAACAAAGUAUGCAGACGCAGGCGUAG
Messenger RNA from Exophiala dermatitidis NIH/UT8656, 4224 nucleotides. Its product is annotated as chromatin modification-like protein VID21. The record is from RefSeq and is a predicted model, not a curated record. Lineage: Eukaryota; Fungi; Ascomycota; Eurotiomycetes; Chaetothyriales; Herpotrichiellaceae. The transcript is spliced from 3 exons. The coding region runs from base 1 to 4224 and encodes 1407 amino acids.